Messenger RNA from Mus pahari (shrew mouse), 623 nucleotides. It is a transcript of the gene Dnaaf19, whose product is annotated as coiled-coil domain containing 103. Gene Ontology annotation, biological process: epithelial cilium movement involved in extracellular fluid movement; determination of left/right symmetry; inner dynein arm assembly. The record is from RefSeq and is a predicted model, not a curated record. The coding region runs from base 50 to 571 and encodes 173 amino acids. The transcript has 2 exons. Gene Ontology annotation, cellular component: outer dynein arm. NCBI's taxonomy places the organism in Eukaryota, Metazoa, Chordata, Mammalia, Rodentia, Muridae.
AGGUAUUGUUCUUGCAUCACACCUGAAACCUCUGGAACAAAAGGACAAGAUGGGAGGAAAGAGAUUUGUGUCCUGGAACUGUCACACUACUCGGGAAAGGACUUCUCAAGAUGUGGUCACUGAAAUGCCCCAGGAGAAGUCACCUUUCCAGCCCACCACCUCUGCAGAAUUUUACCGUGAUUGGCGGCGACACUUAAGAAGUGGGCCAGAGCGCUACCAAGCCCUGCUUCAGCUUGGGGGACCCAAGCUGGGCCGCCUCUUCCAGACAGAUGUGGGCUUUGGACUUCUCGGGGAGCUGCUGGUGGCAUUGGCUGAGCACGUGAGGCUGAGCGACCGGAUGGCAGUGCUAGAGAUUCUGCACAGCCUGGCUAACACUGGGCGGUUCACCUUGAACCUGAGCCUGCUAAGCCAUGCAGAGCGAGAGAGCUGCCAGCGCCUGUUUGAGAAGUUGCAGGCCAUGGGCACCACCAGACCCAUGCAGGAGGGCCUCGGUGUGGAGGAGCCAUCUGCUGGGCUACAGGGAGAAGAAGGGUUCCUACAGGAACUGCUAGGACUGUAUGGAGUCCAUUGAUAGGACUGGUUGCCCUCAGCAUUCCUCUGUGGUCACAGAAGGCAUUUUAAAA